AUGGCUCAGGAUGCUGAUGGAAGGAGUCAGGUGUCGCUGGCUGAAAUCGUCCGGGUGGCAGCAGGCGAUGACCUACCGCGAGGCCAGUCGACAUAUCCAGAUUCCCUAGCGAGGUCGGAGCCGCUGAGCCGGCGCCUCGCGGCGGCCUCCAUUUUGCUCGCGAAAGGCAACGCAGAAGAACUUGGCCUUACUAAUGCCUGGCUGCGCUUCUUCAUUGACUUGGAACAGACAUUGCAAGGGGUGCUGUCUCCCAAUCGCGGGCUCUUUGACCGCCUGCCGUUGCAGGUGAGGUCACAAGCAGUUCGCGCCCACUGCAAGGCAUUGCUGGCGAACGCUUCUUGCCUGGGCUCGUCUUGCUCCAUAGGAGUUUCCGGAACCAUGGCGCGUCGUAUUCCGCUGGAUGCGGCCCUGACGAAGUUCAAUGCGGUGCAGAAGCGCUUGGAGGGCGUCGCAGACCUGGUGGGCUUUGAGCAAGCCUUCGGUCAAUGCCCCACCGGCCUGCAGGCCAUGUUCACGGUAUCCUGGUAUACCAAGACUCAAGCAGGACGCCGCUUCAAGCAGCCAGUUGAAGGCCGACUGCCGGCGGAGGAGCUCAAAGUGCUGGUCCAGGGCAGAACCGACAGGCUGUUCCUGAGUCGGGAGAUGGUGCUCAGCUUGCUGGCGCACAUGUUCCUUUGCACGUUGACCGUAGUGGACGACAACAUGCCCCACGUGGGCUUCGAUUGUUUGCUCUUUCCCCGCCGACCAGCUCGUCAGGAGGUCGCAAAGCUGCGGAUGUUUGUCCACUACUUCGAGCGCUGCAGGCAGGAAAUGCCCAAGGGCGAGCUGCGCAUCUACCGACAAGCGCGGGAGGGACGGCAGAACUGGAAGGACUCCACCCGGCCACUGCUGGCCAUGGACUGUGCUCCUCCCAUGACCGGCUUCGAGGACCCGUCAGGCAACGGCUGCCUCCACGCAGACUUCGCCAACAAGUUCCUGGGGGGCGGAGUCCUGGUGGGGGGAUGUGUGCAGGAGGAGAUCCGCUUCUCCAUUUGCCCGGAGCUGUGCGCGGCCAUGGUUGUAUGCCCCUACAUGCUGGACAAUGAAGCCAUCACCAUCAUCGGGGGAGAGCAGUUCUGUAGCUACAAGGGCUACGGCCGAUCCCUGGAGUUUGACGCCAACUACCGGGACCCCUCCCCCAAGGAUGCCGAUGGUACCGUCCUAGUGGCGAUCACUGCCAUGGACGCCUUGGAUUUCAGGCACCAGGACUCCAGCGUGUCGAGGCAGCUGCAGGAGCCUUUGCUUCUGAGAGAGCUUGAGAAAGCGGCAGCGGCCUUUGCCCCCGUGGACGAGGCGGCAUUGGCGCAAUGGCCGGUCAUCGCCACGGGCAACUGGGGCUGCGGUGCAUUUGAAGGCUGCCUGCAGCUGAAGGCUUUGCUGCAGUGGAUUGCCGCCAGUGAGGGUCGCAGGAAGCUCUUAUACUUCCCCUUCGACGAGAACAUCGGCCCGGACUUGUCUCGGCUUUCCCAAGACCUCUGUGCAGCAGGCAUCACAGCAGGCCAGCUUUUUGCGGCGCUCACCACCCCACCGCUGCCCAGGUCUCCUGGCGAAAUCUUCGAGCACGUCCGGGACAACCUUGCGGUGCGAUCACCGCCUGACCCCCGUGAGUGA
Effrenium voratum is the source of this 1650-nucleotide messenger RNA. Lineage: Eukaryota; Dinophyceae; Suessiales; Symbiodiniaceae. The record is from the annotation of a GenBank genome assembly.